AGAGUGCAGGUCAUUCUAUUUUCGUUUCACUCAAGUCUGCUCCAUUCAAUGCACUUGUCUUCUCCUCCUCCUACUUCACCACCCUCCCUUAAAUAAUCCCUUGUCUGCAACUUGGAUUGGGGCCACCUAUUAUCUAUAAAAAGCACUUUCACGUGCCUAUUCACGUGUCUCACCUCCCCUCCUCUCUUAAACAAACAAGAACUUUGAGAAAGCUUUCAGCUUUGUACUAUCGUUGAGUAGUUGAGACUGAUAUUAUUUCUUUCAUGAAAUUUCUACUUCUAAAGUAAUUUUCCUCGCUUCUGAUUCAGGAGAUCGAAUUUGCAGCAUUAGCAGAGGUGGAGAUUAGCUUGGAAUUUCCUUCAAUUUACUACUAGUUUAUCUUAUUGCGUGCUGGAUCCACAUUUGACUGAUAUAGUGAACUCCUCCGAUGUGAGUUUUUUAAUAAUUCAUUUUAGUACAUUGUUCUUGUGUGAGCAUCUAGACAACAAGAUAGAUACACACUGUGAAGCUGGUUGACUCAUUAAGAAAAUUCGGGUUUUCGUGUUCAAUUGAGAUCUCAGUUGGUGGUGAAGGGGAAAAUUCACUCUUUCGUUUUUCACCUUGAUGCCUUUGAGUUCGGGUUAAACAGAUGGGGGGUUGUGUUUCAGUUAGUAGUGGUAGUAACAAUGGAGAUAGAGUGUCUUCCUCGUGUUUGAAUUCGAGAUCAAAUGCGCGAAGGAGAAAGAAGAGAUCACUCUCGGGACGAAUCACCACUUUGCAGCACUUAUCUCACAUACCCAACCGGAUUUUCGCAAAUGGGAAGAGCAAAACUUCUUGUAUCUUCACUCAGCAAGGGCGCAAAGGAGUAAACCAAGAUGCUAUGUUGGUGUGGGAAGAUUUUGACUCAGAAGAUGCAAUUUUCUGUGGUAUCUUUGAUGGGCAUGGUCCACAUGGUCAUCUUGUCUCUCGGAAAGUGAGGGAUACGUUGCCGUCGAAGUUACUCUCAUUUCUUCAUUCUCAGGAGUCGAAGGGAAAUCGAUCAAGUAUUAAUUGUUUUAAUAGGAAAAGCAAAUUAGACCAAGGAAAUUCCGAGGGGGGUAUCUCUACUGAGGAUCAAUUGAGCUCUAAGUGGAAAGAAGCCUUUCUUAAAUCAUACAAAUCCAUGGAUAAGGAGCUGAGAUCCCAUCCUUCCCUGGACUGCUUCUGCAGUGGCAGCACUGCUGUUACUAUAGUGAAACAGGGGUUGAAUCUUUUCAUGGGAAGCAUUGGAGAUUCUAGGGCAAUUUUGGGAUCCAGAGACAACAACAAUACCAUGGUUGCAGUACAAUUGACAGUGGAUUUAAAGCCCGACUUGCCAAAGGAAGCUGAAAGGAUUAAACGUUGUAGAGGUCGGGUCUUUGCUCUGCAAGACGAACCCGAAGUAUGCAGAGUUUGGCUGCCAUUUGAUGAUGCCCCGGGAUUAGCAAUGGCGAGAGCAUUUGGGGAUUUCUGUUUGAAAGAUUAUGGAGUGAUAUCUAUACCAGAAUUCUCUCACAGGGUACUCACAGAGAUGGAUCAGUUCGUUGUUCUUGCAUCAGAUGGGGUUUGGGACGUAUUGAGUAACGAAGAAGUGGUCGAGAUUGUCUCGACAGCUCCAACUCGGUCUUCAGCAGCACGUAUACUUGUCGAUGCAGCUGCCCGUGAAUGGAAACUCAAGUACCCAACUUCAAAAAUGGAUGAUUGUGCCGUUGUUUGCAUGUACUUAGAUGGAAAAAUGGAUAACGAAUCAGAUCUAGAAGACCAAGGAAUCUGUGUAGCCACCAACCCUAACUACAGUUCUUGUACUGCAACAGAAUCAGAUGAAGGUCACAACAGUGAACCAACUCUUCGAAGGAACUAUACUGUCAGGUCGGCUGAAGACAGUGAUCCGAAUAAUAGAAUACAAAUUGAGAUCGAAGAAAAACAAAACACAGUGAAUGCAACAAGUGAAGAUCAAAACUGGUCAGGAUUGGAAGGUGUAACCCGAGUUAACUCACUUGUUCAGCUUCCUCGAUUUUCUGGUGAAAAGCUGAACUCUUGAUCUUCUUUUUUAUGUGGGUGUUCUGAUGGGCAAUGUAAUUUAUUUCUUGUAACUUCAUGACUUUAGUUAGGAACACCAGAGGAAUCUGAAGAAGUUUUAGAAUUGUUUUGUGUUAAGUAUUUUUAAUGUAAAUGUUACUAUCAUUUUGUUAUGUUAUUAUCUUUGCAGCA
Papaver somniferum (opium poppy) is the source of this 2208-nucleotide messenger RNA. Its product is annotated as probable protein phosphatase 2C 1. The transcript is spliced from 7 exons. The record is from RefSeq and is a predicted model, not a curated record. Bases 629 to 2038 code for a protein of 469 amino acids. Gene Ontology annotation, molecular function: protein serine/threonine phosphatase activity. NCBI's taxonomy places the organism in Eukaryota, Viridiplantae, Streptophyta, Magnoliopsida, Ranunculales, Papaveraceae. Gene Ontology annotation, biological process: protein dephosphorylation.